Molecule: messenger RNA, 2259 nt
Organism: Arthroderma uncinatum
Lineage: Eukaryota; Fungi; Ascomycota; Eurotiomycetes; Onygenales; Arthrodermataceae
Product: Pyridoxal phosphate-dependent transferase, major region, subdomain 1
Exons: 4
Coding region: 1-2259 (752 amino acids)
Biological process (GO): biotin biosynthetic process
Cellular component (GO): mitochondrion
Molecular function (GO): magnesium ion binding; ATP binding; pyridoxal phosphate binding
Source: RefSeq, a predicted model, not a curated record
AUGCUGUCGUCGUCGAUGGUUGCCGCGGGCCUCUGGCGGUCGUCUCGAGCGUACCAGGUGUACGCCGCGAACACUGAUAUCGGGAAGACGGUGGUGUCAGCUCUGCUAUUCAACGCGAUUCCUUCGUAUAGGCCAUGGGCCAGGAGUAAACUUCGGUUCCUGAAGCCAGUCAGCGCUGGGCCUGCCGCCGAAGCAGACGAUAGGCACAUCUCGCGAUUCACCAGGGGAGUCACCACGGCGUGUUUGUUUGGAUAUGACCGGCCGCUGAGCCCGCAUCUCGCUGCGAAGGACCAGAAGAUACCACUAAACGAGGAGCUCCUGGAGGGCAUAACGUCUACUCUGAACAACUGGGACCGAGAGGGACCCAGUUUCGCUCUGGUUGAAUCGGCCGGAGGUGUUUUGAGCCCUGGACCAAGCGGUUUAGUCCAGGCAGACCUCUAUCGUCCGCUGCGGUUACCUGUGAUUCUCAUCGCAGACCCCAGGCUCGGAGGUAUCUCAGCGUCUAUAUCGGCCUACGAGUCGCUGUCCAUUCGUGGAUACGAUGUCGAAGGCGUUGUCCUGUUCCAGGAUCAGUACUACCAGAAUCAUGACUACCUGAAGGACUUCUUUGGCCAGAGAGAUAUCAAGGUAUUCUCAUUACCUCCGCCGCCGCGGAAGGAGAAAACCCGCAGUGAGACGGCUCUACGGAAAGAUGAAGAGGCCAUGGCGUCUUUCUACGAGAAGACUUCCAAAAACGACGAGCUCCUGGGCCUGAUAGACGAGCUCUCAGCCAAACAUACCGAGCGUAUAACGCGGCUCGAGUCGAUGUCUGAAAAGGCCAGGGACAUCGUCUGGUAUCCCUUCACCCAACACAACGGAAUGUCUCCGAAGGAUAUUGCUGUUAUAGACUCAGCGUACGGUGAUUGUUUCCAGACUUUAAUCCCUGCUGAUAGCAACGAGGCCGAACGUGUGUUACGGUCAACAUUUGACGGGUCAGCGUCAUGGUGGACUCAGGGUCUUGGGCAUGGAAACCCAGACCUAGCUCUCACAUCCGCCUAUGCCGCUGGUAGAUACGGACAUGUCAUGUUUGCAGGAACCAUCCACGAACCGGCUCUCGCUCUGUCAGAACAUGUAUUGAAAACAUCUGGUAACCCUCGUCUCCAAAAGGUAUUCUUCACUGAUAAUGGUAGCACGGGGAUGGAGGUUGCCUUAAAGAUGGGUUUACGAGUGUCUUGCUCAAGAUACGGAUGGGACGCGAGUAGAGAGAAUAUCGGUAUUCUCGGGCUCAAGGGCAGCUACCACGGUGACACCAUUGGUGUGAUGGACUGCUCGGAGCCUUCCACUUAUAAUAAAAAGGUGGAAUGGUACAGAGGCCGUGGGUAUUGGUUUGACUUUCCCAUGGUUAAGAUGACGAACGGCGUAUGGAAAGUCGCUGUGCCUGAGGGUUUGAGACGGGAGCUGGGAGACGACGUAUCAUUCUCAAGUAUAUCCUCUGUCUUCGAUUUGAACGCGCGCAAGGGGUCCAAUAUCGCACUCAGGUAUAGAAAGUAUAUCAAACAGACGAUCGAGGAUGUCGUCCAGAGUGGCCAGAAACUCGGCGCUCUCAUCAUUGAGCCUAUAAUCCUGGGAGCCGGGGGAAUGCUAUUCUGUGACCCCUUAUUCCAACAAACCCUCGUCCAAGUAGUUCGAGAAAACCCGCAAAUAUUCAGCCGAGCUCACCCACAAUCCACUUCACAGCCUACUUCAUCAACGUCCUGGUCUGGCCUGCCUGUGAUCUUCGACGAAGUGUUCACUGGCAUGUACCGCCUUGGCCGUCGCACGGCUGCGUCAUUUCUAAAUGUUGACCCAGACGUAUCAGUCCACGCAAAGCUACUGACAGGUGGCCUCAUGCCCCUUUGCACAACGUUAGCGAGCAACGAAAUCUUCGACGCUUUCGAUAGUCCUCACAAAUCAGAUGCACUUCUACACGGCCACAGCUACACAGCGAACCCUGUGGGAUGUACAGUUGCAGUAUCAUCGCUUCAAAAGAUGAAAAGCAUGGAGGACACUGGGUAUUGGAGUGAGUAUGUGCAGGAUUGGAGGAGGGCAGCUGUAAAGACGGCCAAUAGCACGAAAGGUGCGCCGGGCCCCGAGGUAUGGAGUUGCUGGUCGCAGGCUCUUGUGUCAGACCUAUCAUAUGCGGAUGGCGUAGAGAGCGUAUUUGCGAUUGGCUCGGUGAUGAGUAUCACAUUGAGAGACGAUGAUGGUGGAGGUAAUUUCAAGCUCCCGUCCCGACUCUAG